CGCAGGCGGUUGCUAGGGCCCGGGCCGGAAGUGCUUCGUGCUGGCGGAGAGCACUUCCGGGGCGGCGCGGCUCGGAGCGGUGUGUGAAUAAGGACUCCCCGCUGGAAUUUGUGCCGAGCAAAGCUGGACGAGGAGUGGAUCCACGCGCCUGGUGCUCUGUUUGAGUGGGGGAGGAGCAGGCACGGCUGAAGACCGUCGAGGAGCAGAGUGUGAGUGGCUGCGACCUUGCGUUGGGCCUCAGGAGAACAGUGUGUGACUGUGUCUCGAGCAUCCUGCGUGGCCGUUGCCAGAAAGCAGCCUCCUGGAGAGCAGCAGAGCAGCAGGCUGUCUGCGCUAUGGCCGCUGAAGUGCAUUUCUCGCCCCGUGAGAUCCCGGAGCCCACGCUGAUGGAGAACGUGCUGCGCUCCGGCCUCUUCUUUGGAGCCGUUUUCCAGCUUGUGUGCGUGCUGGCCAUAACCCUGCCAGUUCCCAAGUGCCCAGAGACAACCGUCGAGGAGCAGAGUGUGAGUGGCUGCGACAUUGCGUUGGGCCUCAGGAGAACAGCGUGUGACUGUGUCUCGAGCAUCCUGCGUGGCCGUUGCCAGAAAGCAGCCUCCUGGAGAGCAGCAGAGCAGCAGGCUGUCUGCGCUAUGGCCGCUGAAGUGCAUUUCUCGCCCCGUGAGAUCCCUGAGCCCACGCUGAUGGAGAACGUGCUGCGCUCCGGCCUCUUCUUUGGAGCCGUUUUCCAGCUUGUGUGCGUGCUGGCCAUAACCCUGCCAGUUCCCAAGUGCCCAGAGACAACCGUCGAGGCACGAAAUGGAGUUGGGGCUCAGGGGAGCAAUGGGUGCCUGUGUCACAACCUUCCUGAGCGCCCCUUGCAAGGCGGUAAAAGACGACGCUGCAGGGCAUUUCUCCCAGCUGAGAUCCCUGAGCCCACACUGGUGGAGAACGUGCUGCACCACCACCUCUUCUGCAGGGCCGCUUUGCAGCUGCUCUGUGCCCUGGCUGUAAUCGUGCCGGUUUCCAGGUGCCAUAAGCCAGACUGGCACAGUCUUGGGACUCAGUCUGGCGAGGCAGUGAAGAAAGCCAAGGCAAGUGCUGCUCUGCUGAGGAAGAAAGCCCAGAAGGAGAGCAAAAAGAACCGAGCAGGGCUUGAGCGAGAAGGCCCACAGGACACUGGGAUCAGCUGGAAUGCUUCCUCGGAGGUGGCACCAAAGGCAGCGGACUGAGUCCAGUUUUGUGGCAUGACUGUGCUUUCUCUGUCAUGGACAGUGCAGCGGAACUGAGGCACCUGGAAGGGAAGGGCUUGUGCUGCGUUCCCAGCAAGGAGGGAUUGCCAGAGCCAGGUCUUCAGCUAUGGCAAGAGGUGGAGAGGCUGUGUUCCUUCAGGCUGCGUCUCUUCAGGGCCAGGGCCGGUCUAGUGUGAGAUUGAAGUAUGGCUAGCCGGGCCUGGAGGGAGAGGAGCUGACAUAGCCACAGGGUCAGGCUUCUCCUUGUGUCUGCCUGGAGGCUGAUUGACUCAUUGCUAAGCAGAAACCCUGGGCGCUGGGGUUUCAUUUUGGGCUGUGUUGAUAUAAAUACAACCCAGAGCCUUUUGUAUUGAAUAAAAGCAAAACCAACUUUUUCCACACGGUGCUGCCUCUUUCCAUAGCUGGUCAAAAGGUGCCGUGCUUGGGCUGGCAUCACAGGGCCGUGAACCAGUCAGCUCUGCCCUGAAAUUCUGCUGGUUUUCCCCCGUUUCCUUGUUGGUCUUCCCAACGGGUGGCCUUUCAGCCCACCUGUAGCUGCUGCCCACAGGCUGUGAGCCUGCCCUUGCUCUCCAAGGACCGCCAGCAAAAGCACGAAGGAGGGGAAGCGGCCCGGGAGGAAGAAAGGCGUCCCUGCACUCAGCCCCUGGAGCUUGCCUCUCUUCGUGGUGGCUUUUUCAGCCCUGCGCUGUGCUGAGGGUUGCUUUUUGCCCCGGGAAGCCCAGCUGCACGCGGGCAGCCUUGGGCUGCACAUCAGCCUGGCAUUGGGGCACGAGGAGUGGAGGUGUGGGGGGGAUGGUGUGAAGAGCAGCGCUGGGAGCGGGGAGGAGGAGAGGGCAGCGGGGUGGGCGGCAGGGGAACGUGCCUCGGAGCAGAGCUCAGCCUCGAGGCUGGGCGACACAGAGCCGUGCUGCGCUGCUGCAGCUCCAGCGGCUUCAAGUGCGGUACGGCAGCGCCGCGUGUUGUGCCAGGGCGCUUUGCUGAGUCCGGGGGCGGGACGGAGCUGCAGCUGGCCAAUGAGAGGCACGAACGGGCCGGAACUGGCCCUGACCGAUGAGUGGCCGGAGGCGGCGUGGAGCUGCGACGGUGGAGGGGCUCGCGGUGUUUUUGUGGCAGAAAAUCCCAGAUUUCAAGGGAACGCCUGGGAUUGCUGGCAGAAAACCCUUUAAUCCCGGUUUUUCCCCCAAAAUCUCGGGUUUUCUCCCAGAAAUCCCUGUUUUUUCCCCCAAAAUCUCGGGUUUUCUCCCAGAAAUCCCUGUUUUUCCCCUUAAAUCUGGGGUUUUCUCCCAGAAAUCCCUGUUUUUCCCAAUAAAUGUGUCUUUUUCUCCCAGAAAUCCCUGUUUUUUCCCCUUAAAUCUGGGCUUUUCUCCCUGAAAUCCCAGUUUUUCCACUUAAAUCUGGCUUUUAUCUCCCACAAAUCCCAGUUUUUCCCCUUAAAUCUGGAUUUUUCUCCCAGAAAUCCAUUUUCCCCCUAAAUCCGGGUUUUUCUCCCAGAAAUCCCAUUUUUUCUCCUUAAAUCUGGGGUUUUCUCCCAGAAAUCUCCGUUUUUCCCCUUAAAUUGGGGUUUUUUCCUCUUAAAUAUGGCUUUUCCACCUAUGAAAUCCCAGUUUUCCCCCUUAAAUCUGGGGUUUUCUCCCAGAAAUCCCUGUUUUUCCACUUAAAUCUGGAUUUUUCACCCAGAAAUUCCUGCUUUUGCCCUUAAAUCUGGGGUUUUCUCCCAGAAAUCCCAUUUUCCCCCUUAAAUUCGGGUUUUCUCCCACAAAUCCCUGUUUUCCCCCUUAAAUCUGGGGUAUUCUCCCAGAAAUCCCUGUUUUUCCACUGAAAUUGGGGGGUAUUCCUCUUAAAUAUGGCUUUUCCAGCUAUGAAAUCCCAGUUUUUCCCCUUAAAUCUGGCAUUUUCGCCAUGAGAGGCGACUGCUUUGCCCAGUGUUUUCCUGUCGCUCCUUGCAGUUCCUGCAUUUGAAUUACUGCACGAUGAUGUGCUGUUUCAACUGCUCCUCGUACCUCUGCAUCAUCUGCAGACUGUGCUGCCAGGGCCCUGAUGGAGGGGUGGAACGCUGCUGGUGCUGGGUGGAGGCCAAGGCCCCUUUCUAUCAACUGGCUUCCAGCUGAGCUUUUGCCAGUUCUCGCAGCCCUCUCUGCCUGGCCCUUGGGGUGGUUUUGUGCCCACCUCGUAGCUUUCUUUUUUAGCUGGUAUGUCGUCCACUUGCCUGUUGUGAGAGAGAGUGAGGAAAGCCUUACAGAGGUGGAGAGAAACAGAAUUCACCGCUGUUUUCUCUCCCACCAAACUUCCCCUCCCCCCGUACACAGCUGUCACAUUGGUACCCAGUUUCCCCUUUGUUCUCUGUCACCCUUUCCCUUCACGAGUCCGGGGACGACUCCUAUUUUGUUUGUAUCUGUUAAGCAUGAUGUAGAAUAAGGGGGGGGAACGUCCUGGUGCUACGCUUUGGGUUCUCAGCAUUGCACACCAUCUCAUCAUGUCAUGCACUGGGGGUUUGGCUGCUGAUGCUCAAGUUGUGGGUGCCUGUCUGGAGGAGAAGAACCACGUUUCCCCAGGGGGCUUUGCGCUCAGCAAGGACACACAGCUCCUGGCCAAGUCCCCUGAUGUUCUCGUCUUCGCCUGCGCUUCUCCGCCUGCUUUUCUUCCUGGGCUCAACUGGACUGCAGUUCUCAGCUCAGCGCUGUGGUGAGGCCUAUCCACCUUUCAGACACACUCUCUCGCUCGCUCGCUCUCAUUCUAUUUUGCUGAUACCAUAUUUAGUAAAUCAGUUUGUUGCACCUCA
Lagopus muta (rock ptarmigan) is the source of this 4008-nucleotide messenger RNA. RefSeq lists its product as uncharacterized. The coding region runs from base 336 to 1208 and encodes 290 amino acids. Gene Ontology annotation, cellular component: membrane. NCBI's taxonomy places the organism in Eukaryota, Metazoa, Chordata, Aves, Galliformes, Phasianidae. The transcript is spliced from 9 exons. The record is from RefSeq and is a predicted model, not a curated record.